GACCCAACACACCUCCAGGUUGUGUAAGGGCUGUUUGACCAAGAAGCAGAGUGAUGGAGUGCUACAUCAGAUGACCUGGCCUCCACAAUCACCCGACCUCAACCCAAUUGAGAUGGUUUGAGAUGAGUUGGACCGCAGAGUGAAGGAAAAGCAGCCAGUAAGUGCUCAGCAUAUGUGGGAUCUCCAGGUGAAGCUGGUUGAGAGAAUGCCAAGAGUGUGCAAAGCUGUCAUCGAGGCAAAGGGUGGCUACUUUGAAGAAUUGAAAAUAUAUUUUGAUUUGUUUAACACUGUUUUGGUUACUACAUGAUUCCGUAUGUGUUAUUUCAUAUUUUUGAUGUCUUCACUAUUAUUCUUCAAUAUAGAAAAUAGCAAAAUAUUAAGAAAAGCCCUUGAAUGAGUAGCUGUCUGGUACUGUAUGUCUGAUGGAAAUGCAACAUUUUACUGAGAUACCAAAACAUUACCGAGAGAUCAUGUAUGGUGUUGUUUGUAACAGUAACUUCUGACUCCUGUAUCUCCCUGACCAUCUCAGUACUCACCCUCUUUGACAGAGACGAAGGAGAAGGCCGCACACAACAACAGAGUGACAGCAUACAUGACAAGUAUCUGUUUAUUCCUGUCAGUCUCUGAUGAUGUCUGACUAAAAAUAUAUGUCUACAUGCUACUAAGUAGUUAUUAACAAACCCCAGCGAGCACAAAAGCAUGGAUUGAGUAAUGUUUUCUCAGAACUGGGUGAGUUCACUUUACAUUUACAUUUAUUACACAUUUAUAACAUUAUUAUUCAUGUGUUGGUAUCUUUAUUUUAACUGUAAUAUUUUACUUAGAGACUCAAAUAGCCUCUGAUAUUUAGAAAUCGUUGCAUCGUCUACCGAGUCAGUAAUGAAGGGGACGACUAUGAAUGGAAAGGAGAAAUGUGGGUUGUAAAACAAAAACUUAAAUCUGACUGCAAAUCCUUUUAACGCAGUUCCACUACACGGUCCCAACUUCACCCCAAGUUAGGGCCAUGCUGACAAUACACUGUAUGAUUUGCAAAUUACUCUGUUUGUGCUUGCCAAUGUUUGUGUGUGUGUUAGUGUGUGAGAAACAUUUUAGGAGAUUAGAUGGUCAUUAUGUGUAUUAUGGAGAAUUUUCUCUGAGUGGCCCCUACACCUCACUCCACCCAACCCCCCUCCUGCCCCAGAGCUCAGUCCUCUCAGCUGACUCGGCUUUGUGGAACACUGUGAAGGGAGUUCUAUGCGUCUUUUAUAACAAAUUACUCACCCUCAACAAAACAAGAACAGACUGCACAUCUGCCUACCUCACACAGACACGCCAUGACUUAAUAAAGUGAUGAAAGGAGAAGAGGACUAUAAACACUUGGGGCACAUUCACUGGAUUUUAAACCUGAAAUUGGUGGACUAAAUAUUUUGUUCUUGUGGGAUUCUUUUACAUUGUGGAUGUAUAUAGACACAUAUUUUUGGUAUUCGUAACAAAAUGAUGACUCAAUCACUCUGGGGUGAUACAGGCUUUUUUUUUUAUCUGUCACAUUGAGCUUUCCUGCAGAAACGUUUCAAAGUGACCUUUUCUCCUUUCACAUUCCAACAAGCAUGUUGUUGAUGUGCUCUUAACAACAACACUUGACUACACUGGAGUAGGUCUUAGGAUGUGGGUGCUCAAUGUUUCCCUGGAAGACUGAAACGGAACUUUAACCAAAGAUGACAGACCUCACCGAAGUAUCUGUUUACUCAGAAUCCUCGGACAUUUACAAGAAUGUUUUCUGCAACCCCGCGUUUGAGCUUGAUGGUGAGCGUGAGGAGAAAGUGGAAGGAUUCAGUUCUGCCAGUACUGCCAUGGCCCUAGAGCCAGUAAAGAGCCCAGCUGCAAUCAUCCGUGGUGUGUUCAGUGUGUGUGUGAUGCGUCUGCGGGGUCCGUGGUGUAGCUGGGGGGCCGUGGUGGUCUCUGUUGCAGCUGUGCUCCUGGUAGCAGCCCUGGGCCUGGCACUGGUGCUCAUCUUCACACAGCUAAAGGGGCAGAGUCUGGAUGGGGAAGUGGUGUCGACCAAUCCCCUGGACUUGUUGACUGGAGAUGGACUGCCCCGUGAUCUACCCACAACCUCCACCAACCACAGUCAGAGGGACAUUACAGUGGCCCCACAGCCAGCCAGAUACCCUACCCCUGAAACUAGAUGUGGGGGUGUAUUGACAGCCUCAGAGGGCAGCUUUAGCUCCCCCAACCACCCUGGAUCGUAUCCCCCGGACUCCCUGUGUGUCUGGGUGAUACGGGCGCGCCCUCCAUCCCUGGUCCAGAUCCAUGUGUCCUCUCUGACCAUAGAAGGACCAUCCCCCUGCCUCUUUGACUGGCUGGAGGUUCAGGAGGAGACGGAGCAGCCUUCUGUUGUCACCAGGUUCUGCGGCAACGUGGCACCCCCUACUGUGAACACCAACAGCAGCACUGUGUGGGUGACCUUCCGCUCUGACGGGAGCAUCGGAGGCAGGGGCUUCAUCGCCCAGUACCACGCCAUCACACUUGAACAGAAGAGCUGCUCCGGGGAGGAGUUUAUGUGUGACCACGGGCGCUGCAUCCUGCCUGUGUCAGUGUGUGACGGUCUGCCCAACUGUCAUGACCUCUCUGAUGAGGCCAACUGCAGCCACAAGCACAAAGAGUGUGGGGGCCAAAAGACUGGACUCUACGGCUACCUGGCGAGUCCAAACCACCCAAAGCCUUACCCUCAACAACAGUUGUGCACAUGGCAGAUCUCUGUGGAGGAGGGUCAUGUGAUCAGGCUGAGUUUCCAUAACUUCAGUCUGGAGACUCAGGACGUGUGUGAGUUUGACUAUGUAGAGGUGCGUGACCGUGCUGAUACCGGGGCCGGCAGAGUACUCGGACGGUACUGUGGCACCAGCCUGCCUCCUGAGCUGACCUCCUCUGGGCCUCAGAUAACCGUGGUAUUUGUGGCUGACGAGGGUGUGGCAGACAGUGGCUUCAACGCGUCCUACCAGGCCAUCUCCCUCUCUGAGAGAACAUGCAGUCCUACUCAGUUUGCCUGCAGCAGUGGAGAGUGCCUGCACCAGGAGUGGCUGUGUGAUGGCUGGACUGACUGUGCAGACGGGACAGAUGAGCACAACUGUGACAACUCGACCUAUCCCACUUUCAGCUUGUCCUGUGAGCCCAUCGAGGUGGAGAUGUGUCAGGGCCUGAGCUACAACCACACCUCCUUCCCCAACAUUUGGCUGUCCAUCGCUGACCAGAGAGAGGCAGCCACGCUGCUCCGUCAGUACAUGGUGCUGAUGGAGCUGGCGUGUUUCCAGCCCCUGCGCAGGCUGGUGUGUGGGAUGUUCAUGCCCCACUGCAGCCCUCAGGGUGGGGUGCUGCAACCCUGCCGGUCAGUGUGCUCCUGGGCAGCGCAGCAGUGUAGUCAGGCCCUGGAUGUCUUCACCUUCAGCUGGCCCUUCAACUGCCACCUGCUACCUGACUCCCAAGACCCUAUGGAGUGCUCCAGCCCUUGAAGUAUAGCACCUGCCCCAUUCAUUUGCUACAGUACAACCAUAGUUGAGAUGAAUCCAACACAGGACUAUAAGAACUCUUAAGAAUACCAUCAAAGCUCCAAUCUUUUCAAGGAGUCUUGCAGUCUCGCUUGGACACUGAACAUCAUCAUCAUCAAAGGACCUUUACAUGCAAAAGAAUCACAAUGUUGCACUUCUGCACUCUAUAUGGUUCUAGCCUUGUACAGCAUAAUACAGAUGUAUGGAACAGAACCGGUUGGAGUUAACAUGGGAAUAGAAAAUAAAUGUACAUCUUAAUAAAAACAAUGCUGAUUUUGACAUACUGUAGCUUGAUGUUUUGCAAAUGUGUGUGAUUGAACCAUACAUUUUUUGUGUAAUGAAUUUGACCGAGACAAUACAUGUAUGUUCUACAUCAAAUGCUAUUUUUUUUGCACUAUAUUUAUUUCUGUUUUCAUGUCAUUUAAAAUAAUGAUUGAUCCUGUCCAGAAA
Oncorhynchus nerka (sockeye salmon) is the source of this 3968-nucleotide messenger RNA. Its product is annotated as membrane frizzled-related protein-like. Bases 1692 to 3482 code for a protein of 596 amino acids. Lineage: Eukaryota; Metazoa; Chordata; Actinopteri; Salmoniformes; Salmonidae. The transcript has 13 exons. Gene Ontology annotation, molecular function: protein binding. The record is from RefSeq and is a predicted model, not a curated record.